GUCACUAAGUAGCUUAGAAAUGUCUGUUUAAACGGACCUGGUAAUUCGUAGCACCUGGCUGCGAGUGAAAGGACAUUCAAUGAGAAAGGAUUGCUUGUUCCUUUAGCUCGGGUUACGGUUAUCGUAAUUCGGUUGAGCGUAGCAGACAGAAGACCCAGUGGAUCUUUACUUUUGCUAACUUGUUCCAUGCAACCGGUUUUCAACAUGUUGCACCCGUGUCGAAAAUACCUUCGCUUUCGGGUAAGGUUACGAGCAUCUCGAAUGCCACCGAUCGUUGUUCACGGCAAUUUUGUUCUUCUCUUCGAUCGUAAAAAUUAUUUUCAGAGAAUUGGUCGUUUUUCAGGAGGAAUGGGAAAGCUUUCUCGAUGAAAAGAAAAAAAAGGUAAAGAAAUGGGAGAAGAAGUAGAAUUGUUUAAGAGAUUUUCGUGCACUCGAUGCAGCUGGCGGAUCGAACACCUGGUCAGAGUGAAAGGACACGAGUGGAAACGUCAUGAAACGUGCCGCAAUAUCGUGACGAUUAGCGUUGGCAUGGUACCAACUGGAAUGUCAUUUAUAAAGCGACAUUUGGUAACUAUUCCUAGCAGUUGCAAUGUUGUGCAGUGGUGGCAUCGCUCGCGCGAUAAAUUCAAGGGCGGUAAUACCUCUCCAGGUAGUAAACGUCCGAUAAUAAAAUUACCUCUGUUCCUUCAUUGUUGUUCGAAAAGGCUCGUUACCGUUAUGUUGUUAAGUGAAAGUGCAAUUUGUCCUAGGGAUGGUCAGAUGGAACGAUAAAAUAAAAUUCCUUUCCAUUUUGACCUUGCAAGCUUUGCUCGACACCGUCGAGUAACGAAUUAUCGAAGAAAUUAGCGAACGAUUUUUUCAACAUUUUUUCAAAUUGCACUCGACACCAUUAUCGAGCCAAGGAUUUUUAUGCUCCAAAAUUAAUUUAAAAUGAUUCUUCUCCUUUUUUUUUUAGAUUUUUCCCUCGCGUGAUAAAUGAUUCGAACGAGAGCUCUGGUCAAAGAGGCUCUCUCUCUCUCUCUCUCCUCCCCCCUCCCCCUAUUUCAUUUGCGAUGAAGUGGUUCAAUGGAAAGAUUGUUCGGCAUUGUGCUUUCUUCCGAAAAUAGUCUCAUGGCCAAAGGGUUAGUCGACGGUCUUUGUUCCCUUGGUGGGAAGCAGUCGCGAAUCGAGCCAUAUGGCACGAGAAACGGCAAGCCAUUUUCGUUCCAACCUGGAAAUAGAACUUUCGAUAUUUCGCACGUGCGCUCGCUGCAACUCACACGGCGUCUGCUAGCGAAGCGACACUGCGCAUGUACGGACAGUCAAUCAGCUGUUCGACGCCAUCUUUUGCUCCCAGCUGAGGCUGCUCGACGCUACGCUCAGCUGACCUCGUCGCUGAUACGAGCCCCCAGUACAGUCAGGAUCGUACCUAGCUAGGGUUCGGAUGGGUCCUCUUCCAUGUGUUCUGUUAUAUCCAUCAUUCAAAUCAUUUCGUCAUUUUUUUCUUUCUUCAUCACAUACAUAAGGUAACGAACAUUAUUUUUAUUUCUUUAUUGAACAUUUCUCUCUCUCUCUCUCUUUUUCUCUCCUCUUCCCUUUAUCGAUUAUAUCGAUUGAAAGAAAAGAAAAAAAUUCGCAUUUCGCACGCAAGAUUCGCGGGACGAUGAAACGAUAUAAAAUCGAUGUAAAAUCAAGUAAGACGUUCACAGAUUUAAAAUGUCAGCCGCAAACGGCGGUCAAUCGUGAGUAUUCGUGUAACAAGAAUCCGAAAGCGAUAAAUCAUGAGGUCGUAAAGUCGCAUCGAUGCUUGGUUUAUUACGACUAGACAGAAGUUUCAUUGUCGUUUUUCUUUCUCGGGGAGAGGAGAGAAAGAGACAGCGUAUUUACCAGAGCGAAUUUAUUUACGCAAUCAUUUUACACACGUUUUCCCCGCGUUUGCGUACGCGCACACGUUUUCCUUUCCAGAAUACGGAUAAAUUAUAAUCUAAUCGCAACAAACAUCGUACCCGACGAAAGAAAAUUCGCGCACGUUUCGCGAGAUUCGUUUCGGGCGAUGGAAACAGUGGAAAUGCUCGUUUUAGGGCCGACACUGUGUGCAACUUCACCGUGUGCAACACGGGACAAAGAGGCCUCGACCCGGGCAGGGAAAAAAAGGAUAAAGAAUAGGCGAUGUGCGAGCAGAGUCGAUAAGUCAGCCGACGCGCGUGUAUCUACUAUUCGAUCGAUAAACAUUAGCCUUGACAUGAUAUCCAGAGGACCGCUCUUUCACCUCGCCUCUUUUACUCGACUAGUUCCUACCUCCACCGCCGUUUCUUUUCCCAGUUAACACCGGGACAUGUAUCUCCGAGUGUCCGCGCUCCUCUUUGUCCGCUCUCGUCGGCUCUCUUGAUCAAUCGCCACCAAUUUUUCUAUCCUGAUCGAAAUUUUGACCAAUUUGAGGAGGGGGAGGGGGGAAUCUUGUCUCGAUCGAAAUCUCGCGAGAACGUACGCACGAAGUGUAGAAAUAGAUGGAACGCGAAGUUUUCAUUGAUAAUUGGGAAAUUACCGAUUAUCCGUAUUAUUCCGUAAAAGUAAAUGGAAAACGAUCGCGUUUGAUCGCGGCUGGCGAUUAUAUAAAUGGAAAUCUAGUACGAAAGGAAGCUUGAGGUCUCUACUCUCACUGUUCAAUUAUAUAAUUUCCCUGCUCGGUUCCACGAUUUUUCAUAAUUAACAUUUUACUCGGUGGAACUCGGUGAUUACGGCUCUCCCGUAAAACUGGUUGGGGAACUAUUAAUCAAUUUGUGUUGAUGGGAUUGUUGAUGAGAUUUCAUGAUCUCUUAAUCGUUCGGUCGGUAUCGAAUAUACUAGUGCUCGUUUUAGAGGAGUGGCAGCUUUAGAAAACGAAGACGUUCCGAUUACGACCCGCGUGUCCACCGUGUCUCUGGAAAUAGAAAUAGAAGCUCGCUCGAAUCGCUCGAAUUUCAAUGUCCUACCGAACACGCGCGUUCCGCGUUGUAACUCGAUAACGGGUUUUCGCCAACUUUUAACGCGCUUUUCUUCAAAAUUAAUCGGAAAAUCGAUCCUCUAUUGGAGCGUGGAAUAUUCUUCUCGAAUGGAAUGGGGAAGGGGGGAGGGUGCUCAAUUUUGGUGUCGGUUUAGGGUCAUCCACUAGGCUCGGUUUGCUUUUUCAGCACAGAUUUCACUCGCGGCUGUUUAAUAUACAUGACUCCGUGUGUGCAACAGCUGCACACGCGAGACCCUCUAACGCUUCUGGAAAUAGAAAGUCAUUCGCAAGGUGGAUGGUUAAACUAUUGUGCCAUUAGACGCUAGCCAAAGUGCAAUGCGAUUCUCAAUUUGUCAUUAGCUGGCAUUUCGCGGAUGAAAUUUUCCCGUUGCGCAACGACUCACCUUCUCCUCCGUUGGAUUCGUUGAAUUUUCUUCUUUCUUUCUUUCUUUCUUCCUUCCUUUCUCCCCUCCUUUCUUUCCUUCUUUCCUCUCUGCUCGAGAAGCCGCUUCGCUUUCAGCUCGAGCAAGCAACCACGAGAAGAAAUCCUUCUCGAGCGAAUCUCUCUCUUGGGCUCACCCCAAGCGCGAUUCAACCUCUCCGAGCAAGUGUUCCCGAGUGCAUUGUACUUUGUUCUCCUGGUAUCUGAACCUUUCCACUGUUUGCAAUUGUGGCGAACGAAGGCCGACGUUCCCUGUAAUAAUAUCUCGCGGACGAAGAUUUGCGUUUCUUUUCUCUUGUUAUCGCGGUGCCGUCAAUAUUAGACUUCUUUUAACGUUUAUUUAUAUCUCGAAAGACGGUACGACUAUUAGGGAGGGAGGGGGAGAUCGAGGGUAAUCGUUGUUUGGAGAAAUAAAAGGGGAGGGGAGGGAAGAAAACGAAAAAUUGUUAACACGGAGCAAUGAAUCACGAUUAACGCCUGAAGUUGAUUGGUCCAUGAUUCAUGGAGAAGGUGGGGAAAAGUUGGCCGUAAAGGCGAGGUAAUUGCGUAAACGACGAUUUCCCUCGAAGAGGCGGAAUAUAAUAAUAUUAUAAUGGACGAAACUCGGUUGGCGGAGGCUGAUGUCUUUCGAUCGUUUGGUACUAGGCUCGCUCUCGAAACCCACACUCGGUCCCCGCACGUAUGGUGUGGGUCAUAAACCGCAUAACGAGGGAACCAUUAAGCAUCCGAUCCGUUCUGACAGUGAAAAAAUAUUAUCCGUAAAGAUUCCUUUCCUGUCGCGUGGAUCGACGGACGGGACGAACCGAGCCGAAUCGAAGAGUAAACCGAACAGUGUCCCGUUAAUUCUUAAAAUCCAAGUCUUAAACAAUUUGCGCGUAAAAAAAAAUGAUGCUGUUUGCGAAGCUUAUGCGUGCAAACACAAUCACAAUACGAGUAUAAAUUUCGCGGUAGCGACGAGAAAAAUAAUAGAAUCCGUUAUCGAAGCAAGGACGUCUCGUUAUCUCGAACAACACUCUCCGAUUGUCUGGUUUGCUCGAUCGUGUCAAAAUAAUCGAGGCGACGAUCGGAUGAUACGGAUUAUCUUUGCGUAAUCGAUGUAUAAAAACGUAUCUACGUUUGUACGUUUUUAUUCGAGCAAAGAUACCAGACGAUCCGAUAUCUAUUCUUUCACAAAAAUAACGUCCUACUACGUCGUUAUUACGUGUCGCAUUGAGCGAGGAAAGGAAACGAAUGGGAAGGGCAUGGUUAGUUGCAAAUUGGUAUAAUUAAGUUACACUGUGCAGCCUGUGCGCGUCACGAUUAAAUAUGGAACGAAAUUAAAUUCAUCGCGAUAUUCGAUAAGGCAAGAAUGGUUCCUUUUCAAGUUCGUUCGUUGGGGGAUCUUAUAUACCUCGAAUAAGAGCUACGAGAUUAAAAAGAUUAUGCUAAGAGCGUAUCUCUCUCUCUCUCUCUCUCUCUCCCUGCAUCGAUCAAAACGAAUCGAUGUACUCGGAAUAGAACGAGUUGGUUUCGCAAUGUGGAAGCUAGAAAAGGGGCGAGAGUGGAGAUUUUUCGUUGGAAAUCGAAGGGAAAAAAAUAGAGGCUAGGAGUUAAUUGAGGAUCGAGCAGAUGCUUUCGAAAAGGGUCGUAGCGUCCCUCGAUUUUUGUAGUCCCUUUAAAUUUGUUGUUGUGUCACGUCCGCAGCCACGGUCUUCUAUAUCCCCCGGUGCACGUGACGAAAGAAAACAAGGUGCAGUCCGGCCGGUGCAGCGGGUUCGAGGUUUCCUGAACGGUUAGUACACGUCUUUAGGGACGAGCUGUUCGCCUGCUCCGGGAGGCAAUCAAUGGAAACGCGCGCUCCUUGUUGACAAGUCCGUUUCUCGAUCCAUUAUUCUCCGUAAAAGGGGUUACAUUUUCGCAACGGUCGAAAUUCGCUCGGGGAUUUCGAAUGUUUCCGCUUCGGAUAAAGACACCCCCCGUUCGCUAUUGUUUUUGGAAGAGAAAAAAGAAGAAAAAAAAGGAAUGGAUUCGUCACCGUUACUCACUCACGCGUCGUUUUUAUUACGCAACCGCGACGAAACCGUGGAAGGUAGAAUUAAUUUCGUCCGUCGCUUCGUUCGAUAUUCCCUUCGAAAUUCUAUACCCGAGAUUUUUCUUUUGCAAUUUCGUUUUAAACCGAGCACGACCGAACACUUCCUACGCCGUUCAAUGGUCGGAAUGGUUAUCGACAGAGGAGAAUAUUGCGGAGGAAAAGGAAAAAGAAAAGAGGAGGAGAAAAAAAAAUGCAUGCGAGUGUGGGUAGAUUGCACAAUUGUUUUACGAAGCAUGAAUUUAUCGUGCGGCAAAAAGAAGAAGCGUAAAUGCGGCCGGAGAGGUGCUCGUAAUUUAUGUUAUCGAAUGGGAAGAGGCGAUAACUGGUUUCAAGCUUUGAGUAAUGACCGUGAAACCGUGAUGGGGAUAAAAAGAAGCUUGAAGCAGAGAGACGUAGAAUCGAGGAUAGGCCAAUCAAAGGAGGGUAUCGGACGAUUGUAAAAAUAAUAUCAGAAUUUAAGGAACGAGGUCAGUUCUUGUUGUUCUCUCGUUGUUCAAUCAAUCUCGGAUUUUAUUUCCAUAUAAAUCGCGUAACAGAAUAAUCGUCGAAGACAACGUGAUAAAUAAGGAUUUAUUUAUAAUCGCGGCUAUAUCGCUUCGCAACUUGAUCAAUCUUUUGCGAGGAAAGAUUUUUACUUACUUCUCUGGUUAAUUAAAAAAAAAGAAAAAAAAGAGAAAUUAAAUAAUAGAAGAUUACGUCUUAUCGGUAUCGCCUAUUAAAACAGAGUAUAAUAAGAGAAAAUUAAUCUCGGCGAUAAUAAAUUUUUUUCUCUGAAUUGAAGAUAUAGAAAUUGGCGAGAAAUACGAAAGAUUUGCUGUCCAGAUUGCACAGAGAGUUUUCGAUUAAUCGAACAACUCGACUCUUCACCGUUUUCGCAUACGUAAUCAGGCGUUCUUUGUCUCGUUUGGUUUUUUUCGAUGCCGCCAGAGUUCUUCAACCUUCUGGCAAUUCCCUCGAAAUCAGAGGGGUGAGUCGACCAUGUCUAGACGCGGCAAAACCGACGACCCUUUUCUCGAAGGACGAAGGGGGAGCGAUGAUACCGAUUCGUCGAGGUUUGCUUCGUGGAGAAAUUAUUAUCGAGAUAAAUAUUUCGCUUGAAAAAUUCUCCGAUUCCCCGAACUCUGAAUUAAGAUUUUGAGAGGGAAUCAUCCUCGAAAACUUAUUAUUUCUUGUUAAAAGGUUUUAUUACUUUGAGGAUGGCGAUUAUCUCUCAACGAGUUUUUGUUUAUUGGCGGAAAAAGCAAUUCCAAAGAUCGUAUUCGAUCCUUCAAUGCCAGAAACAAUGUUAAGCCGUUAAUAGCCUACGUUGAAGAAUGGCAAUUGACCUCGAAUAUUCACUCUUAACACCGAUGUCCAUUAGCGAAAGUAACUAUCGAUAGUAUUCAUGUCUCGAUCUACGAAAUCGGACGCGUGGACAUGUUCCAUUGUGCUGUAUAAUUCCAAUUCGUAUAUUUCAACGAUACACGAGAAAUAAACUUGUUGAAAGGAGUAAAAGAAUAUUCAAAUGUUCGAUGCAAUUUAUCCUCUUUUUCGCGGCGAGCAGACACCUAUCUUCCUGGUGACUGGAUGCGCCAUGGAAAUAAGAAAAAUCGCAAUUUCCAGUUCGAAUCUCUGUUGGAGGAGCUUGUCGACGCGUGACGUAGGAAGAUUUAUAGGAUUGCUUCUCGAGACAGUUCGCAAUCGUUUCAGCCUUUGCGACUGAUUGUACAUAUAUACAUAUAUAUACAUAUUCGAGAAAACGUUCGCAUAAAAGAGAAUAUCCUGUUCAAUGCUUGUUCCUCGUUUAGCUCUUAAUGGAAAAUAGGAAACUCUAAAAUAGGGGAUUAAAAUUUAGAACCCGUUAUCCUUUCUUUCGGUACUGGAAGUAAGAAUAGGAACCUUAGGCAAUUACCGUAGGAUUCCCCGGGAAGCGAAUAAAGCAAACAGCGAGGAGAAUAAAGAAGAGGAGAAGGCACUUUCUUUUACGGAAGGUAGAAACGCUUUUAGAUUUUAGUAGAGAGUGUUUUAUAGCAUUGGACGUGCGUGUUUAGAGGCGUAUUGAUUGGCGGGUAUCUUAACGAGCUAAUUGGUAAUGGGCUAUGAUGGGAACAGAAGACGGUCUCUUCCCGAUCAAUGAUCCCCUUCAUCGAGCGUGUAAACACGAACGAUUAUAGAAGAAAAUUUGCACUUUACGUGCAAAUAAUGCAUCCGGCCGCUCGGUGAUAAGCUCGCAUUGCCAUUUCAGAGGGAGAGGCGGUUGCGAGAUUCUUGGAGCGAUUUUCGUAACGCUUUGCCCUCGUUUUCCGAACGAUUCGCCUAUUCAGGAUUAUGGCGAGUUACUUUUUUUUUAUGCUUUGAUUGAUUUAAAAAAAUACCUUGCCUCCGAUAAUUCAUUCUCACGCGAUGCGUGAUUCCAUUCGGAUUCUAUCUAACAAUAUUAUUAUUAUUAUUUAAGAUUUUUGGAGAAUCAUCCUGCGAUGAUGAAGACGCAUCACGAGAAAGAGAUCGAUAAAAAUAGCAAUUUUAAGGAAAGGGGACGAUAAAAAAGAGAGGAAGGGGGAGGAUAUACGCAACAAAGACGAAGGAACGAGUUAGAGGCCUCGUGAAAAAAGUAAACAGGCCGUGAAACGGCGUGCAAGUGGUUGAAAUUAAUUCCCGCUCGUUUUCUUUUCCUCGAUUCUAAUUACUUAUCCGAGUAAUUUCGCAAAAGAAAAAAAAAGAAAAGGAAAAGAAAUUCUUUUCCAUGCCUGUUAGAUUUCGCGAAAAGCUUCCGGUUCGCGGUGUAAAAUGAAAGGGAAACGCGAGCGCGUGGUCGCCUUUGUGCCAUUUGCUGCUUUCAGUUCGCACGGAGAGGGGAACGGGAAUAAAACAACAGCUAGCUAGCUAGCUAGCGGAUCCUCUGCAUUUUUUAUAUCCGUUGCCAGCUGAUAAUUCCACGCUUUCCACGUAUCCGGUUAAAAAACUGGAAACGCCUGUUAAAUCGUGGGACAUUUAUUGCCCCUGAAAAUCGUGCUUUCCCUUUAAUGAAACGAUUAACGAUACGCAUACGUUCCCGAUUCACGGCCUUGUUUAUUUAAAAAAACCGUGCUUUCUAAUCCAACGCCGCGAUCGAGUUCAACUCGCGUGGUGAACUACGUGUUAACAAAUUUUACUUGUUCCACGCUCGAUUAUCAUAUAUAGCAGUCGAGAACCUGUAAUUUCCAGUUUCAUUUGCUCUCCUGAUGCCAGUUCGUGACCAAUUAUUUCGGCAACAAGUAGACAUUUUUACAGAUUUAUUUUCUACGAUGCGUUAGUUUCUCCGAUCUGUCCGGAUUCGAAGAAGAAUAUUAGGCGAUCUUUUUUUUUUUAUUAAUUAUCCGACAUCGUGUCUUCGACUAAAAAUUGUAUUCAGAGGAUCGAUCCUACGCUGAACGAUUUAUAAAUAAGGGAAAAAUUGAUGGAGAAGAUGGUACGACAAAGAGGUUAUUGCUCGUCGUAUACGGGAUAAAAUCGUUUCUAUGGAAAUGAAAAGAGAUAGCUUGAAGGAAGAAAGUAUUUUACGUCUGUUUUUAAUUUGCAUAAAAAAAAAAAUCGUCUUAGUUAAUAGAAUUAGUAAGGUAGGCAACCCUGGAAGCCGUGUAAUUCUGUUAAUGCGUUUUACACACGCGUUUCAACCUUUUUAAAUUUCACGCUUCGUUGUCCUAUACAUGCAAAAGUUAAUGCGCACUUCACGUUAUCCCCCGUGUAUACUUUGCCUCGUCUUCUUCUUCUCGUCGAGGAAUUCGAUCGAGCAUAAAGCUCGAUACGUAUAUACACACGCACAAAUAUAUAUAUAUAUAUAAUAUAUAUAUAUAUAUAUAUAGAUAUUUUGCAGAAGCGUGUUCAUUAGAAAGUCCCCAUUUCUAUAAAAAGAGCUUGCCCUUAUCGAAUCGUAAAUCGUGGACAAAUGAGUGUCAAUCCAUCAUACGACAAUGCGACGUAUCGGAAUGUAAUACAAUAAACCGACAAUGGAGGCGAAACGUCCCCACUCUCCCUCUCUUAUCUUACCCAGAAGUCGUGUAUAAAAGUUCCCAGUACCUUUUUUAUUAUCAAUAUCUAGAAACAACGUCGUUCGAUCCUUCCUCCGUCACGUCUGUGCACACUGUGCUCGAGGACACCGAUAUCUUCGCUUCGAACUAAUGUAAGCUAUAUGAGUAAUUCCAUCUGCAAUAUCCGGCAUGCGAAUAAUGAUAAUUGAUAGUCGUUUGGUUACAUAUAAUAAGAGUUACUCCAAGUUUGUUGCUCGAAAUAAAGUCUCGAGUAAAAUCUUCCAACAUACGAAUUAAAGAUUCGCACGGGUUAUUUUCGUAAUCCAUCGCUGCCAAUUGCUCUCGUCCGCUUUCUCUCUCUCUUUUUUUCCCUCCAUUGUCUUCAAUCAACCGGCCGAAUUCUUUGGAGAAUUUCCAAAGAUCGGAUUUAUUGGAAAUGCGGGACGAUCAAUUAAAGGGAGAGUUUGAAUUUUAAUUCGAUUAGGGAAAUAUUGCCGUUAUAUAACAGGGGGUUAGAAAAUAUGCAAUUUUGCCGGAACGAUUCUCGGCAGCUUGUUUACUCCAUGGUGGAUAAUACUGGCGCCAACAGGCCGAUGUUUUCUCAGCUGGACCAGCACGGUGCAUUCACACCGUGCUGCACCAGAAGCGCAUCGCCCUUUCCCUCAGUCUCCCGUGUCGCCGGUGCACGGCCUCGUAGCUUCGACGACCUCAGCCUUUUUUUAUUCCGCAAGCCCUUCUUCCCCCGCCUUCCUCCCCCCUCAUGCUUUUGCGAAGGUCUUCCUCGAGGUUCGAACGGCGUGCGAACCCUCGGCCAAGUCAAAACCGUUCUCUUUGAUCGCGCGAUGAAAAUUUCACUUUGGCUCACUUUCGGCCUCUCGAGUCUCUAGAAAUUGCGACCCUCUGAACCGUGCUCCUCUCUACGGAGUACCCGAGCAUACCGGCAGCUUUUUCUAUUAUCAUCUUUCGUCGUUUGUAUCAUUGACGAAAAAAAAGUCUCUUCGCUCGUUCUUCGAACUGGAACCCGAUAUUGCUCUGGAAGAGUGUAUAUAUAUUAUCUCCUGUUCGUUCCUCGGCGAUCGAUCGGCUGGAUUACGCUUACAGCUUCCAUCGUGAGUUUUGGAAUCUGCGUUCGUCGACUUGCUUUCGUCUCUCGGUCAAGAGCUUUCCAAGAUUCAUGGUUUCUCUCCUGGCCAACUUAUUCCCCCGGAUUUGCUCGAAACGACUAAUUAUACGAGAAAACUCGGGCUGGCUACACCACUAACAGGAUUCCAACUAGCGGAUUAUCGACUCUGUUCUCCAGACUAUCUGACGACGCGAUUAAGAAGCGGUAUAAAGCAACUUUUUUUUAAUCGCAAGUGGAUUUAGACAAGGAACCGGUAUCGUUUCGAGAUGAAGAUUUUCUUUUUUUUUAUUCCAAGCUCGAAAAACUUUAUUCUUUAAUCGAUCGAUCAGGAUUUAUUUGCUCGAUACGAUAUAUCUGGACGUUGCCUCUUAAUCCUUGUAGCUCGUCUCUCAAAGGACUUUGCCAAGGGUUGCGAACUUUUUGCGCAUGACACCCGAGUACGAUCACCCUCGUGGAGCCCCACAAGCUCUCCCUCGUACACAGACCCUCGACACGUACGAGUCGAGGCUAGUGUUGGAGGCCGCGCUGUUCUUUAUUCAAAUUCCUCAUCGUGGCCGCACGAGUCGAGCCUGCUCUUUCUUUCGCGUCCUGAUCGCGAAAAGUCCCAACUCGAGUGCGGUUUAUAUAUCGUUUCCUUUGUCCCCUGGAACUGGAUGUGCAAGCAACAAAUCCGCGUGGGAUAAGGAGGCGAAUCGUUGAUUAUUAAGUCGAGGAGUGUUGUAAGAACAGUUUCAACAGAUUAUGAAAGCUUUCCUCCCUUCGAUCUCGAUUUCUCUUCGAUGCCUGUCGACACAAUUCUCAAUUUAUUCUCGUUGGCACGUGUUUCGCGCGCAUCGAAAGGAUCGAGAAAUCUCGUUCGGAUCUUGCAACAAACGGAACGAAGAAUUUUGCGAGGAGGAGGAUAUCAAGCGAGGGGAACGCGUUGCUGCAGUUUUGGAAAAGAAGGGAUCCUGAAUAUUUAUCUCGAUGUAUUUGUCUCGAUUUCUCGUUGAAUCCAUCUCGAAAAAUCGAUCAACGUUUCCCGAGAAAAUUUUCGCGUUUUCCAUGGAAGGAAAGGAGCGGAUGGCGUGUUUCUGUGUUGGUUCGCUCGAAUGCUGAAACGCUUGGAGAAAAGCGGCGAGGAAGCCAAUCCGGUUGGUCGCUUUCGCCGCAUAUGGCGGCGGGCAAAGUUAUAAAUAAUGCCCAUCGCCCUCCUGCGUAUUCACCUUUACAUAAUGACCGGGAGAGGACGAAAUCUUGGUUCGGGUGAAAAGAAACGGGAGAAAAACCGUGGUGGUUACCGAUUUUCAGCCUCGGAUGAGUCUCACGUUUAUUAUCCUUGUUUGUAAUUGUAAUCGUCCGAUUAUUAUCUUUCUUAUUUGCUUUGGCUUUGAACAAUGGGAUCUCGUCGAAAGGUUCGAAAGAUUCUCCCUUUGUUGUCGUGGACUUUGAUAAAAGGAAAAAGGAGGAUUUAGAUUAAGCGAUGAAUCAGUGGAGAGAGGGAGGGGACAAAAGAGUGUGAACAAACUAUUUUGUUCGUGAUUCACGAAGGAAAAGGCAAAUAGAACUGUGACUAGGCAUGGCCAUUUUCGUUGGAAAACGGAAUGAUCGGCACGGAGAGAGCGGCAAAGUUCGUUUCCUCGAUAAAGACGCCGCUAAAGAGAAAAGUUACAGUACCUGAACAAGGUUCGAAGCAUGAUACGUGGUGGUGGUGGUGGAGGUGGUGGUGGUGAGCUUAAGAUUAACGAUAGCGGAGGUCGUGCGCGAAUCGUUCCAGUUUUCAUUCCCCCGAGAGCAGCUCUCGAAAAUGUCGACGAUCCUGUUGCAGUGCGUUGGAAAUUGCUUCCACAGAAGGAGAAUGCGCACAGGUAUGCACUGCCUAGGCGCGGUGACAGGAGGCAUUCCCAGCCCAAAUGGGGUUGGCGGUCGGGGUGGCAUUCUUAGCAUGUUCCGAGCCCUUGGAGUCCUAGUGUGCGAGGGGAGGAUUCAGGGCCCUCCACGUGGUUACAAAGAGGGCCCACAUUGUGCAGCUCCUACGCAGACGGUGCCUAACGACCAUGUGUGCGAGGAAGAUAAUUACCUGUGCGAUCGAUAUCUUGUGCUGGUCCGAGAGAUCGCGGACCGUGUUGCAAUCGGCUCGUUCCUGUGCAUCGAGGUAGUGUUGUGCAGCAACUGUCCAUGCGGUUUGGCGAAAUGUACGAACAAGAAUCCGAUCUGCACCGUGCCGUCCUUAUCAAUUUCACCAUGGCAACAAGCGUCGGAGAUGCUGCUGGAGUAUUGGUGUGUUUGCGUCGUUCCUAGCAAGAGUCCGGAGACCAUGAACUUCUACGGAUUAUAUCAGGCAGUUCGUUCGCGACUUCACUUCAGCCAAGUCGCUGCUUGGUGGUCGAGGAGCAACGGUACCGAUCCCAGUUACAUCGUGACGAGAAUGGUGCCCUACAACGAAGACAAUCUGAGAAAGUUUCGUGAAACCCCCGUGGAGCACACGUUCCCUUUGGCCGGCAACAGUGAUGGAAAUUCCAUAAAAGUCACCGUGUGGGCACUGCCGAGGAUGGAGGAGGUGCCGGUUCUCACCUGCCCGUUGCACCCGAUCAAAGAGAAAGACGAGGAGGGUGUCGCGAGGGCUUUGACACCCACCAAGGCUAUCCCGGUUUCCAGCGCUCCGCAAAAUCCUGAAGGCCUUGUUUUGCCUGCUUUAGUGGACGACAGACUGCAGACGCCUUGCAACAAACCUGGAAAACAUCAUUGUCCGUGCGAGGAGGAGGACAUUCCACCACCAUCACCAGUGAUUUCAAGACAAAACCGCGAGAGGAAACGUCGCCGGUCCCUUCCCUGUGGUCCUACGGAUACGAACAAUUGCGUGACGAUUCAACCGAUAGCUCUGCCCUCGGUGCAGGAAACUGUAACGCAAGAGAUGAAGGAUGGUCAGAGUUCGAGCUAUCCGAAAUGCCCGUCCGAGAUCGUGAACAAUCGUAGCGUCAAGUCUGUUGUGCAGAAUCAGAACAAGUUGGAGGAGAACGCCAUCAGGAAUCGUAAGAAUUUGAACGCUGAUAAUCUAGAGCGGUGCUUCAAGACGCAGCUGAACAUCGACGGGCGGGAAGGGAACAUGGAGAAGCGGUACAAGCGAACGAUCGAAGAAUCCGAAUUGAAGUCGAAUUGCAAGGAGAAACAGUGCAAUUUGGAGAAGAAGCACAAGGAGACGGAGAAGUCUACGGAGAAGAAUGGAAUAUUCGAGAAUUUGAUACCGUUCAAUUCCUCGUUGCCUUGGUCGUUCGUCGAAUCUUGGAAUAACAGCAACGCGAACGGAAAGUGCGCUUUUCAGAGCUUGCGCGGGAACAGGGAAAGUUACUUCAACGAUUCUGAGAGGAUCAGCAAACCGCCAGUAAACAAGGAUUCGAGCCUCGUGAUCAACCCGUUUAGGCAACCUAGUCCGUUCCACGAAUCAAAUCCCGGUCCUUCGACGAAUAACCGAUUCAAGCAAGAUUCCUUCAACUCCUCUUGCAUGGUGCAUCAAAGUGCGAAAUCGUCGAACAAAUUAUCCAGCUCCUUCGAAGCGAAUCCUGGACAGGAAGCUGUGGAGGAAGUCAACAAUAGGGGGAGGCCUGGGAAGGAUUUGAGCCAGUUGAUAUCGAAACUGUCGUUCCCCGAGGAUAAGGACAAGUCGAAGGAGGAAGGAGGCUUCUUGGAUUGGUUCAGCAAAGUUCCUGGACGAGUGCUCGGGGUCGCGCCGACCAGUGGCUUCGUGGAGAACAAGGUGAAAGCGACAAACUUGAAGAGUCAAGAGCAACAGCACGGGAACGAAGUGAGAUUUAAAAACUGCAACUUGGAGUUGAGUCAGCAGGAAUUCGACGAGGUUCUGGCUGUUUUGAGGGCUCGUACACCGUCAGAGCGGAAGAGGACGAGUAUCAGGACGAUGAAGAAACGGGAGAAGUUGGAGAAAUCCGUGGAGGAUGGAUCGGACAAAUCGAUAGGGAAAUAUGCGAAUUUGGAAAGCAUCGAGUGUUCGACGAACAACAUAGUGAACCGUACGAAGGCCUGCGAGGGUUGUAACCACAAGUUGUGCAGGAAAAAUGACCAACAAGCUUUAGAGAAGACCAAUUUCGUUGAAAUUUAUGGCAAUAAGAAUAUUUAUAAUCCUCAGAAACGCGAGAAGCUCGAGAGCGACGACUCGAACGAGGAUCUGCAGCCGAUCAAAUGCAAUAAUAAUUCGGAGAAACGGACGAACGACGCUAUGGACUGUUUGCAGAACGUGUCGAACAAAGCAGACAUAUUAUUGGGAGCAAUUUUACGAACCAGCAAAGACCGAGGGAAUCUAACGGAGAUUCCGAAUGGGACCAAAUCGAGGUCCGUGUUGCCAACGGCCAUCAACGAAACGGAAAGCAAUCGAAAUAACGUGGCUUGCGAGAAGAGCAGGAGUCAGGAGCAGAAAAGCGUGGCGUUGGAGGAUGAGAAGUUCCUGUCUAUGGCGCUCAACAAGAAGUUUAAUCGGUUCCGGCAACUGUUCAAAAAGGAGCAAGAGAAAAAAGUUCCUGCAACGACAGAGGACAAUUCUCAAGACGCGAUACAAUACUUAGGCCAACGUUCGUUCCCGUACAACAAUGUCCAGCCCAGCCUGCACGAUCCAAAAAAUUUGAGGGAUAGCAAAGCGAAGAGGAGAAUAGACUUCUCAAACUUUGCCGGAGAGAGAGAGGCGGAGAAGCGCGACGCAAGACCUGAUCCUUCGGAGCUUAGUACAAAUGGCGCACAUCAAAAUUCACGAAUCUAUUAUAGUACAAAUUACAAAGAGGACAACGGCGACUACGACGAAGUCGAGAUGUCCAAAUGGCAAAAUAGACUGCAUAGUACAAACGUGGAUGAUGGGGUGACGGAGCUCGACGAUGAAGAGGACGAAACUGUAUCUUUGAAACUUUGCAAGGAUUCUGUUUCGAAUGUCGGGAAGAAAAUUCGGAACUGCAAUCUCGGCAAAGACAUCGUCACGGAUGACGACGAAACAAUGGACAAGGCUGUACCCACUGCCAUCGAGCAAGAGAGAUUUCGCCGUUCCUUGGAGAACGCGGCUUCGAUGGUGUUUCACAGUAGAACAGGCUUGCCCUUGACGUCCAGUCCAGCUCCGUUGAGGAGAGGCAGCUGUUGCUUCGAUUACGAUAGCAGUCUGAAUUCUGUCUCCUCGAAGAGAAGCGCUCUGUUCGAAUUGAACACUCCGCCGAGUCCCGGCGCAGUGUCUUUGGAAGAGGCUGAUCGAGAGGCCGAGAAUGCAGGCGAAGGGGAGGAAACACCGAAAAGACGCUCGACUUCCCGCAGUAGACCGCAAAGUCACGCUCUUCUAGGCAGCUUCGAGGAAUCGGCUUUGAACGGUAGACUCGAACCAGUGUCGACCGUUCACGGUUUCACGGCGGAAUUGGGCGCCAGUGGUUCCUUCUGUCCGAAACAUCGAAAGCUUCCAGUCACUGUGUUCUUCUAUACGCUUGGUGACAAUGAUAAAGUUUCCACGCCCUAUCUCGCACAUAUUAAUUUGGGCAAAAAGGGCUAUCAAGUACCGAGAAGCGGUACUAUCCAAGUAACGCUUCUCAAUCCUUUGGGUACAGUCGUUAAAAUGUUCGUAGUACUGUACGAUCUUUCAGAUAUGCCACCACGAUCUCAUACUUUUUUACGUCAGAGAACAUUGCGGGACAAAACACUACGCUACCUCGUACAUCUUAGAUUUAUGUCCGGUAAGUCAGGCCGAAUUUACUUGCACACGGACAUUCGUAUGAUUAUUUGUCGCAAGUCCGAUGUGGACACAGCGUCGGAUUUCGGGUCAGAACCACCAAAGGAAUUACGAAGCUACAUCCAUGGCCCUACCAAUCCGAAAUUUUCGCCAAGGUGCUGAGCCACAUGGCUCUUUCCAUGGGGUUGUUGUCAAUCACUCCGCUCGCCUAGUCCCCUUUGCGCAGAGGUUUAACAGAGAUCAAUUUUUUUUUUUUUUUUUUUUUGAGAAUUCGGAGACAGAUCUUCCCUUUGGGAUUCGAUGUUGAAAGAAAAAGUAUGAAAGUUGAGAGAAACGAGUAGCAUUUGCAAAAAAAAAAUUCUGGAUCUUUGUAAAAGGAAGGAAAAAGAACCUUUGUGGAAAUGGUCUUCUCGAGAGGAGGAAAGAAGAUUGUAAAAAGGAUGGUUAAGUCGAGAAAAAGAUUUUAUAAUGAGAUCAUGCUUCGCAAAAAAGAAAAAAAAAGAAAAAAAGGAAUGAAAGAAGUAUCAUCAUAUUUUGAGAUGAUUUUCGAGAAACACAAGAAAAAUUUUGGAGAACACAAUUUGAGCAAUUUCUGAAGAAAGUUUCAAAAGAAAAGAUUGUUUUUUCGCGAAAAAAAUAUUUCAGAGAUGAGUAAGGAGCAAGGCAUACUAAGGGGACUAUUUGAAUAUUUGCCAUUUCAGUACGAAUUGUUUUGCUUAUUGUUAAACUCAAACUUAUUUUUUCUUUUCCAUUUAUUGGUAAUAUUAUUUUUUUAACGCGAAAAACAAAGCGUGUGUUAAAUGUUUAUUUAUGAAGAUCGUCUUUGGUUUUAAUUUCAUUAAUGGAUCGAAAUUUUUAGUUGAAUUAAAGUUGAUCGUUUUUCGUUGAAAUUAAUUUACGCGCUCCAAUUGCGUCUUUGAAUUUUUGGCGAAGAUUGCCGAUUUGAAUUUUUGUCUUUCAUAUUUAUUGCGAUAGAACGUGUACGUUCUGUUUUUUUUUCGAAUGGAAACUAAUAAAGUUUCUAAUUAUUCGAGUUCGUCAAUUUAAUUAUAAGUUGGACGAUCUCCUUGGAAGGCCAUCUCCUCAAUUUAUUGUUGUAAAUAUAAGUCAUAUGUAAAGUCGAAUAAGAAUUUUUUAAAAAGGGAUGAUACUGUCAUGUGUGUGUAGCACCAUAGAGAAAAAAAAGAAAAAAAAGAAAAAGAAUGAAAGAAAAAAAUAAGUGAUACGAGCAUAGAAAAUAUCAAGAAUCGGGUCUCUCGUUGACAUCAAAGGUAUCCUCAAACUAUUGUACAAAAGAUGAACAGAGAACUAUGUGAUCUAGAAAAUCUAGAAGUUUAAAAUGUAAUUUAAAUAGAUGCCAUUUAUCGAUUCGUUGAUAUUUUUCAAGAAGAAAAUUGAAAGGCGAUUAGUAUCGUCGUUUAUUUUAUUAAAAAAAAAAGAAAAAAAAAACAAUACAAGGAAGAAGAAAGAAAAGAAAGGGAAAACGUGGAGAGAGAGAGAGA
Molecule: messenger RNA, 17772 nt
Organism: Apis cerana (Asiatic honeybee)
Lineage: Eukaryota; Metazoa; Arthropoda; Insecta; Hymenoptera; Apidae
Gene: atos
Product: atos homolog atossa
Source: RefSeq, a predicted model, not a curated record